Molecule: messenger RNA, 540 nt
Organism: Penaeus monodon (black tiger shrimp)
Lineage: Eukaryota; Metazoa; Arthropoda; Malacostraca; Decapoda; Penaeidae
Exons: 3
Coding region: 1-540 (179 amino acids)
Source: RefSeq, a predicted model, not a curated record
AUGAAGGAGGUAGGGAAUAGCAAGAGCCCCGGAAUAGAUGAAAUGACAGCGGAACUAAUUGGGAAUGCUGGCGAAAGUGUUGAAUACUUCUUCUACAAGCUCUGUACAGGGAUGUGGAAUGAAGGAAGAUGGCCGGAAGACUGGGUAAAAUCAGUCUUUGCUCCCAUACCUGAAAAAGGUGACGCGCUCCAAUGCAGCAAUAAUGGGACAAUUGCCUUAGUGGGUCACAGCAGCAAAAAGUUUGUUGGAAAAAUUAUUGCGAAAGAAAUGAAGUUCGAUGUUAAGAGAGGAAAUUGCAGCGAACAAGCGGGUUUUCGCCUGGACAAAGGGUACAGAGUACAGAUUCUUAAAUUUGAAAUUGAUCAUAGAGAAAAGCAGAAAACAUCAAAAAAGACCUGUACCUGUGUUUCGUCGAUUAUGUUGAAAGCUUUUGAUACUAGGUGUCUAGAGGAAAUUUUGAAGCGAACUGUGGAGUUGGAGGAUACAAAAUACAAAUCGGAGGGUACCCACAUCCCCAAACCCAACGUUAAAACAAUCUGA